AAAGUCUCUGUUCCAAUCCAGCUGUAUUAAACCAUCUUCACAGGACCAAAACAGAGACACGAAGACUGAAGCUGCCUGGGACCCUGUUGGGAAGGGCUGGCUCUGGAGGCCUUUUCCUCCUUCUAGCUGCAGCUUAUCUGGGCAUCAAACCUUCAGGAGCCGCCUCCUGGCACCCACCUCCCACUGAAGCCGUUUCGGUCAGAGCCCUUCUCUUCCCUCACCUGGCUGUGGCAGGAAAGCUGAAGGUGUCCUGGCGGCAGGAAGCUCCCUUGCUCCACCCUCUGCCAGCACGGCAGCUCCCUGCGCUCACCGAGGACUUGCUGCGGCAGAGCCAGCGCCGUGCCCUGCUCCGCCAGGACCCUGCAGUGGCAGCGGGAUCCGGCCAUGAAGAGCUGCUGUGAGCCCCGGGCAGCCCUCGCCGUGCUCCUCCUCGCCGCUGCCCUCUGGGAUUCCUGCUCAGCAGCAGCUGAAGACAUCUCCAAUGUUUCAACAACUGAGUAUGAACCACCAUGUCUUAGCGCGAGCUACUGCCGGCAGGCGGCCGCGUGCUGCCCCUCGGCCAUGGACGACCACGGCUGGAUCGCGGCGGCCGUGGGCUGGAGCCUCUGGUUCCUGACCCUCAUCCUGCUCUGCGUGGACAAGAUCAUGAGACUCCGCCCCGACGAACCCAAGUACCUGGUGGCCUGAAGCAGAGCGAGCUGGGGAGCGGUGAGGUGCGGGCAGACUGACAAAGCACUUCAAACACUUGCUAAGAGACAAAAAAGAAAGGGAAAACACCUUCCACCAAAAAAGGGCAGAUCUAAGCAGGGCAGCUGCUGAGGCUUCACCCUCUCUGGCAGGCUGGAGCUGCCAGCCAAGGUGUGGAGCACCCAAGUCCCUGCAAGUCGCCAACUAUGUGCCACAGUGCAAAAAUCCCCACUUUCCCUGAGCCCUCUCAUGCUGAGGGACCAGUCACCAGCAUAAAGCACAUUGUCUCGACACAACCUGGUGCAUGACCUUUGAGUUUGACACAGAAAGUGGGAAAAUAAAGCUAUUUCCUGAAGAAUUAACAUUAUCCGAGCCAUUACUAAGCUAUAGGCCAGGUUACAUCAGUCAGUGGAAGUAACUGACUUUACCAAGUCCUUCUCACUCAUUAACCUGCAAUAUUCAAAAGCCUAUUAACCGAUACAUGGGAAGAAUUUUUAUGGAAACUUAGGGAUUGUUUGAGCUGGUUUGAAAGUGAAACUAAUUUUUCCAGAGCCAUUUAGAUGAACUGUGAUGCAGGAAUUGAAUGUUGGUCCUAUUUAUUCAGCUUCCACCUGCCCAAGCAACUAAGCCAAGCUGAACUGUGGCAAGCAGAUUUUAAACCAAAAUAUCCAAUUCAUGCCCAAAACUGUUCCAUCUAUUUAUAUGAUAAUAAACACUCUUAUUGAUUGAAAGACA
Molecule: messenger RNA, 1422 nt
Organism: Oenanthe melanoleuca
Lineage: Eukaryota; Metazoa; Chordata; Aves; Passeriformes; Muscicapidae
Gene: TMEM213
Product: transmembrane protein 213
Exons: 3
Coding region: 385-687 (100 amino acids)
Source: RefSeq, a predicted model, not a curated record